AAUGCGUGUCAGACUAUCCUAAAAAGACUUGAGCCAAUCAAACAGUCUAAUCCCAAAGGAUCCUGGGAAAACUGGAUUAAAACCGCCUAUGAGAGCUGUAUUAGCCUGUCGGCCACAGGGUUUUAUAGAAUUCCUGACGUUGGCUAUGACUUUGAAAGGAACGAAGGGAAACCAUUCUCCUACUUCAGUUAUGGUGUUGCUUGCUCUGAGGUUGAGAUAGAUUGCCUGACAGGUGACCAUAAGAACAUUCGCACAGACAUUGUUAUGGAUGUUGGUACCAGCCUGAACCCAGCCAUAGAUAUAGGACAGAUAGAAGGAGCGUUUGUCCAAGGCCUUGGGCUCUUCACCAUGGAAGAGCUGCGCUAUUCUCCUGAAGGGAACUUGUACACUCGAGGGCCUGGGAUGUAUAAAAUCCCAGCAUUUGGAGAUAUCCCAACAGAAUUCUAUGUGUCUCUUCUUCGUGACUGCCCGAACAGCAAAGCUGUUUACUCAUCCAAGGCUGUAGGAGAACCACCUCUGUUCCUGUCUGCCUCAGUGUUUUAUGCCAUCAAAGAUGCCAUCUACUCAGCAAGGAAGGACUCUGGCCUGACUGAACCAUUCAGGCUGGACAGCCCUGCCACCCCAGAGAGGAUCCGCAAUGCUUGCGUGGACAUGUUCACCAAAAUGUGUCCUUCUGCUGAGCCAGGCACCUUUAAACCAUGGUCUGUGCGUGUGUGAAAGGAAAGUUUGAGAAGCAAACUGCUGAAACUGAGCUUACACCAGAGGGACCACAAGGCAGUAGGACUAUAAUGGACAAAAAGAUAUCUGUGUUCAUGUGGCUCACGCACUGAUUCAUGGAACUUUCACAUUUAAUUGUCCAAUCAUUGUUUUCCCUAGGAGAGGGAAUUGCUGCCAGAUUAUAGCUGUGAUGUAAAUUCAAAUGAAGAGUAAGUGGAAGGUGAUGUUAUCCAGGUGUAAUUGAAAAAUCUCACAGGUUUCUUUUAAAAUUGCUGCAA
Molecule: messenger RNA, 995 nt
Organism: Acanthisitta chloris (rifleman)
Lineage: Eukaryota; Metazoa; Chordata; Aves; Passeriformes; Acanthisittidae
Product: xanthine dehydrogenase/oxidase-like
Exons: 7
Molecular function (GO): iron ion binding; oxidoreductase activity
Source: RefSeq, a predicted model, not a curated record